UGAGCUGCUGGCAUCUUCCCAUUGUCAUAACCAUGUAAUGAGACUGAUGCUGAAAAAUAAAACAGCUCAAGGCACAUUCCACAGCAGUCCCAUCCUGUUCGUGCUCUGUAUAUAGCCCCCGGCUGGCGAUAGGGGACCCCCAGGCCGGGCUCCAACGCCACUCCCAGAAAGACACUUCAUUUAGCGCCAAGCUAAAGUCAGUCGCUCAACUGACCAUCUCCUUUGAAAAUCACGGCGGCCGGGCCCGGCCCCACAGCCGGGUGCUGCGGUUGCCUGGUAACCGCGCACGGGCCCUCAGCGUCUGUGACAGCGCAGCGGCCUCAGUCGCCCCAGAACGCGGUCCUGGCUGGCUGUGCGCAGCCUGGGCUCCUGCGGGCGGCUUCACUGGGCGAUUCGCCAAGUGAAUUAUUCGCGGAGCAUUGGUCUCCGCAGAGAAUUCCUAAAGGUGCAGAGCAUUGGCCUCUGCGAAAAGUUCCUCAGCGUGCAGAGCAUUGGUCUCUGCAAGGGAGUCCUGAAUUUCAUUUGAAGUUUUGUUGAGGCAUUGUUGCUCAUCUGCAACAUCCUCCCUUCAAAAUGGCUUCUGGAUUCCCAGAAAAGACCCCAACACCUCAUCUUUUGCUCAGGGAAAGACUGAAGUCUUUUACUCUGCUUCCCCCUAAGAUCCUGUGGGAGAAGCUUCUCAACAUGAAGAAGGCGGCCAGCGCUGGGGGGAGUUUUCUGCCCAGAAUUGGCCCAUGUAUAGACAUGAGUGAGACUGGUCAAAAGCUGCCGUCAGCUGCCCCGAAACAGAGCUUGUUCCAGAUUUCCCCACCAGAGGUGGUAUUUCAGAACUUCGACGCUUGUGAUGUCUGUGAAAUGACACUGUCUCUCAUGAAUAAGGACAAGUUUCUUCAGGUGGUGAAGGUCUCCAUGGAGAGCUCCCCUUACUUCCAGCUCACGUGCUCCAGCGAUGCAUACCGUGUCGUGCCGCCGGGCACGUCUGCCCCUGUGCGCAUCCGCUUCACCCCCAACAAGAACAAGGAUUAUUCCCACGAGCUCAUCUGCAUCACUGCGAGGGAAAGGAUCGUUGUGCCAAUUCGGGCCAUUGGUGCCCGAGCUAUCCUGGACUUCCCUGACCAGCUGGACUUCUCCAAGUGUCCAGUCAAGUGCAGCACCCAGAAGACUCUGCUGGUGCGCAAUGUCGGAAACCAGGCAGCUCGUUACCGGCUGAGCACCCAGAGUCCUUUCUCCGUGAUGCCAGCCACAGGAACUCUGGACGCUGGUGACACCAUGCAGGUGACAGUGGGAUUUCACCCGCGGGCCAGCGGUGACCAUUGCGGCUCCCUGGCAGUGUGCUGCAGCACAGGUGAAGAAAGUAUUCACACAAGCCUCCACGGAGAAGCUGUGGAUGUCAACGUUGGUUUGAGCACAAAUUCCGUGGAGGUUAAGAAGACUUUCAUCACCAUGUCAAGCCACAAAACAAUGUUCAUCGAAAACAAGAGUAACAUCACUGCCCACUUCCAGUGGAAGACUUUUCCUACUGAGGAAGACAAGAAUGAAGAGAAGAGGAGGCAGUGUUUGCUGUGGCCGCCAAAAGAGGUGUCACAGGAAAACUUCACGGUGGAGAAAAAAAUAGAGAAGGAGAAGAGAUCUUGUGAAGAUCACACUGCCCUCCUGAGCAGCAUGGUCCAGGAGGAGAUGGCAAAGGUGCAAGAAGGCCCCAUGCCAUUCUCUGAUGACAUUUUUUUCAUUGAGCCUAUGGAGGGAGAAAUUGGGCCAAAUUGUUCAGCUGAAAUCAAGGUCACCUUCAAACCCCUAGAAGCACUGGAGUAUCAAAGUGUGGCUUAUUGCAACAUCUCAGGCCGUGAGAUCAGGCUGCCCCUGCAGCUCAGAGGAGAAGGCCAAGGACCCUUGGUUGAGCUCAGCUCUCAUACACUGAACCUUGGGAACAUUUUUGUCGACACCCCCCACGUCUAUGAGGUGAAACUGAUUAACCAAGGAGCUAUUGAUGCUCCCUUCACCUAUAUCCCUUCAACCACAAACGUGGGCUCCUGCUUCCAGUUUGCACCCAAGAAGGGCAUCAUUGCACCAGGUGGGAUCCAGACUAUUCUAAUCUCCUUCAGUGCCACCAUACUGGGGAGGUUUGAGGAAGAAUUCCAGUUCAGUGUGGCUGGAUCUCCUAUGUCUGCAAUCCUGACUAUCACGGGCAGUGUCACUGGACAGACUUCACACUUCAAGGUGGAUAAGCUCAACUUUGGUGACAUCUCUUUUGGCUCUCCCUGCACCAAGGCCCUUUGCCUCCCUAACAUCUCCCCGGUGUCCCAUAUCACUCGCUGGGAACAAGCUCACUUCCCAAGUCUCCAAAUCAAGCCCGGCACCCUGGAGUUUGGCUGCAUUGUGGGUGGCACUGAAGUACAUUCUCUGGACAUGACCAACUGCAGCUCACUUCCUGUCCUGUACCACUGGUCAAUCUGUUUGGACAGCCAGGGGAACACGUUGAGAUACAAGCCUUACCCACCUAAAUUCAAACCCCAACCACCAAAGGAGAAGAGAACCAGUUUAGAUUGCUCAGCAUCUCGAUGGAGACACAUAAAGAUUGCAAAGGAGGAGGCAGCCACAGCCCUGAAAAAAGAGUGUGAUUUUGCCCAAUCUUCAAGAACAGAGGCUUUCAGUAUCGUGCCACAGUCGGGUGUGCUGCUGCCAGGAGAGAGACAGAAGGUGUCCUUCACCUAUUCUGGGCACCUCGACGUCUUUGCCGGUGCAAAGGCGCUGUGCCGCGUGGAGGGAGGCCCCACCUACGAGGUGAAGCUGAUUGCCUCCCGUGUCAGCUACUCCCUGAGCCUCCGGGAGAUCAACUGUGGCUCUCAGAUGUUUAAUGAAGUUGGUCACAGCAAGGUCACCCUGGCGAACACUGGCAGGAGUGAAUUCAACUGGGUGCUAAACCCUAGCACUGCAGACAAGCAUCUGCCUGGUGUGUUUCUGGUCAAGCCUACCACUGGCUCCAUUGCACCUGGCAAGAAGCAAGUGCUGAAAUUCUCUUACCUGCCGACAUUACCAGGAGCUUUCAGCAGGACUUACCAGCUUCAAGUGGGUGACCUGGAACCAGAAAAUAUCUUCCUGAAAGGAGAAGCAUCUUGUCCCAUGAUCAGUGUGAACCUGCCCUGGAACAUCAGAGAAAAUGAAAAAGAUGAGAAGCCACUGAAACAGCCCGUAAAACACCUACAACAGUACAGUCAGAGGAAUAAAUCAGAAGUUGCUCAGAAGAAGACUCAGAGCCUGACAACUGAGACCUUGAAGUCUCAGACCCUGAAAACUCAGGCCUUGGAGACUUGGAAUCCGAAGCCUCAGGACCAGCAGCCCCGCUUGCUUGGCUCUGGCAUUGCACCAAACACUCAGCUGCAGAUAAAGAUGAUGAGGAUGCUGAUAGAGAAGGCUGCUCUAGGGCUGCAGAAAAAGCUCACAUCCCAUCCCCUGAAGUGCAGGCUCCCUGACAAAAAGCUGUGCCAGAGCCUUGUCAAAGUUGAGCUGCCUGAGUAUGUCCUGGACAUGGGCACUGUCCUUAAGGGUUUCACUGAGAGCAGCACUCUGGAGAUCACCAACCCUGGGAAGAUCCCAGUGUUCUUCCAGGUCAAUGUGUCUGUCCUGCAGGACACAGGUUUCAGCAUGGACCUGGACCAGAUGAAUGGCCUGCCCCCCAGGCAGAGCGUGGCAUUUGACGUGCGCUUUGAAAGUGCCCGCUGGCCACAGGGUGACGUGGAUGUGCUGCUGCCCAUAGAGGUGAGAAAAGGCCCAACGUUUCACAUCCGCCUCCGCGCCACUGUGUUGGAAGUGUCACUUGACCUCUCCAAGAAAACUCUGCAGUUCUCUGACAUCCUCGUUGGGCAGUGCCAGGUUGAGACAAUCCAACUCUACAACCAGUUCCAAGUACCCUGCAAAUGGUCCAUCAAGCCUGUUCUGAAGAACAAUCAACAAUCAAAAUACACGACACCAGCCGUACGUCAGAAGCAGCAGGCACUGGAGGAUGAGCCCUGUCCCUUUGAAGUGACACCUUCCAAAGGAACCCUUGAUGCAGGAAGGUGGCAGAACCUGAAAAUCCAGUUUACACCCAAGGAGGAGAGGUCUUACAAGAAUGAGCUGAAGCUCACCAUUUGUGGGAGCAGCAAUCUCUUAAAGCUGCACCUCUCAGGACAAGGUCUGGAACCACGGUUGGAGUUCAGUCCCCCAGCACUAAAGAUGGAACCAGUGCUGGUGGACAGCAAUGGGGUGGAGGCCACAGUGGUGGUGAAGAACCCAUGCAACUUCCCCAUAGAGUUUUACUCCCUGGACUUUGAUGAGCAGUACCUUGAGGAGAAGAUGCUGGAACAUCUGGGACUGCAUCCCGAAGGGCCUCCCCUUCUUCCCGCUGCUGUGCUCUCCAUAGUGGAGUACCCAGUGGAGAGGUUGGGCCCUGCAGAGUAUGUGGGGCCCUUCACCAUUGUGGCACCAGGAGGUGCUGCUAUGAAAAACAGUUUGGCCAAGGCCCCAGAUGUGAAGGGCAGUUCUACCAAGGGCCAACCAAAGACGGGUAAAGCGGCCAGGAGAGACAGCUCUUCGAAGGAGAACCUGGUCUCCACACAGAGAAGAAAAAGUCCCCGUCAUUCCUUUUCAACAAGAUCCAAAAGUAUGCUGAAAAGUGCCUCAACCCAUACAGAAUUCCCCAGGCUGAAACAGUACCGGUGGAUAGUGCCUGCCCUUGGUGAGGUGGAACUGAAGGUCCACUUCUCCACCAAAAAGCCAGGGAAGUUUGAGCAGACACUGAGGUUUGAGCUCGUGCAGACGAAGCGCCAAUACGAGCUGCCCUGCAGUGGCACCAGCCUGUACCCCAGCAUCUGCCAGAACCCUCGGCUGGUAUUUCCACAGUGGAGGAAAACCGUGAAGAAAGAUGAAAUCGUAUUCAAGGAAUAUGUUGAGAGCACAAAGCAAUUCCACUUUGGACCACUGCUGUGUGGGAAAUCAAGAGAGUGGUACAAGGCCCAGAACUGUCCCAGCAACUCGGAGAAUCUAACCAUCCUCAACAACUCCCCCGUGGACGUGGAGGUUCAGUUCUCCUUUGAGAAUGCUGGGGAAGCAGAGACAUUCCUUUUGGACCCUCCCAACAUGACACUGAAACCAAAGGAGAAGCAGGAGCUGACCAUUUGGGCAUACCCCACUUCCCCUGGCUUCCUGGAAGACAAACUCAUCUGCAGCAUUGGGAAGAACCCGGACCCAGUGGUCUUCAGCCUCUGCUGUCAUGGGGUGGACAUGAAGCUGGAGGUCAGCCCCCUGGAGCUGUCUUUUAACAAACUGCUUCUGCACAGGACUGACAGCAGGACCUUGGUCCUGAAAAACAACACUCUACUGCCCAUGGCCUGGCAGCUCCGUGGGCUGGAUGACCUUGUUGAGGCCUUCUCCUUGUCACAAGAUCGUGGCACCAUUGGUCCCCGCUCAGAGUUUGAAGUGACACUGCAUUUCAAGGCCUGGCAGAUUGGCAGCAUUGAGAAGACCCUCCGACUAGAGGUUUCAGAUACAAAAAACAUCCUGGGGAUUGUUCAGGCUGAAAACAUCAAAAUCUCUGCAGAGGUCUAUGAUGUUUCUCUGAGCAUUGACAUGCCUGAAGGUCCAGAUGGAAGCUUGGAAUUUGGAACCAUUAAUGUCCUGGAUAAUGUGAAGAAAGUCCUGAGACUCAAGAACAAAGGGGUAUACAACGUUGAGUACAGGUUCACACUGAAGGAUGUAGGUCCCAGCAUGGGAGACUUGGUAUCCCACUUCACUGUUGAGCCUCAGUCGGGUGUGCUGAUUGCCUCUCAGCCUGCUGUGAAUGUUGAGAUACUCUUCCACCCCACAAGUGAAAUCCUCCUCAAGAACAAACCCAUCCUGUACUGCCAGGUGAUAGAUGCCAGCUCAGGUGAAGGAGGCCAGGCUGUUGCCAACAUCCCAGUGAGGGUGUCGGCGAAAGCUGAGUACAGCAAGUACAGUAUUGAGCCUGCCUCACCCAUUGACUUUGGAGCCAUGGUCAAGGGCACCAAGAAGACCCAGACUGUCCUGCUGGAGAACAAAGGCAAAUUUAACUUCAAAUUCCUUAUCCGCCAAGCACCCAAGCUUGCAUCUGCAUUGGAAAGCAAAAGUUCAGAGGAAGGGGAAUCUGCUCCAUCGGCUACAAAGUGCUCAAUGAGACGGAAAUUGAGCUCCUCAACACAGGCUCGCCUCAGUCUUGGCAUGUUCACGGUGUUCCCCUGCUCUGGCUCCAUCCGUCCAUUGGGCCAGCAAAAGAUCACAGUGGAAUGCCUCGCGAGGCAGGAGGGGACAUGUGAGGAGCAGCUCUACAUUGACAUCAUGGGCACAGACCCCAAGGACAAUGCCCUUGGCAUUCCCUUCACCCUGAUUGCCGAGUCCUGCCACCCAGCACUUGUUGAGGAUAUCACAUCAAUCUUCAAGGAGUAUCUGAUCUGCAGCAGCACCGACCUUGACCACAAGCUGCAGUCAGUGGAAGGCACCGGCCUGUUUGUCAGAGAUGAGAAUAGAUUCAUCUUCAGCAAGGUUCAAGUUGGGCAAGAGACUGAAGCUCAUUUCAAUAUCUACAAUGCAACCUGUCUGCCAUGUGACGUGGUCCUCUCCAUCAAACCCCUGCCUGGAGAGGAAAAAAGCUCUAUCAACAACAUUUUCAAGUUAUAUCCAGUCAAGAUGUCCAUUCCUGGCUCAUCCUGUGCCGUUGCUACGGUGACCUUCACCCCACCAGACAAGCAGAACUACCACUGCACUUUCAAGGCUUCCCUUGUCAUCCCAAAAGGCUCUGUGGAAACUAAAUUCCAAAUCCUGACCUUCACCAUCAGUGGGAAGGGGCAUGAGCCACAGCCAACAGUUGUGUGCCCAAGUGCUCGCAGCAAGAGGGGAAAUGCUGUGCUGCGCUUCAAGAGGCUCUGGCUGGGGGAUUCAGAGAUGCUGCCCCUGGUCAUCCGUAACAAUGGCAUCAUACCUGUCAAGUUUAUGUUACUCCUGGAGGAUGAGCAGGGAGCGUUCUUAUUGAGAAGCAGAGUCUCCACACUCGAGGUGUUCCACACUGGAGAUGUGGAAGAGGACUCCCUUGGAAACGAGAGCAAGCCCCCAGAGAAGCCCUUCUUCCUUCUGCAUCGCGGGCAAUCAGCAGAGUUUGAUGUAACUUUCAAACCCACUCUGGCUCAACAUCUGGAAGGGAAGAUUCGUGUGUUAGCGGGGGACACCUACUCUAACAAGACCCUAAUAGAGCUGGUGGGUGAAGGCCACAAGGACGAAUUCACCCUCGAUGGACUAGAAGAAGACACACAGGAGAGAAAUGCUAAGUGCAGUCUGAAGAAAGACAUCACUGAUGCUUUCAGACUGAAUCACAUCCAGUUUGGGGGCUGUUGUGUCAGGAAGCCCUGCUGCAGGACCUUCACCAUCACCAACCACACCCAGACGAAGGUCAUGCGCUUUGAGUGGGAGGCAGACAUCCCAUUCCAAUUCUCCCCCAGGGUGGGACACCUCCAUCCUGGCUGUACCAAGGGCAUCACAGUGACCUUGCAAUCAGAUGUCCCAGCCACCUUCAGGAGGCACCUUGUGAAAUGUAAGGUGGCCAAGAUCAACUUUGAGGUGCCAGGAACAAAGGUUCCGGACUGGGAUGACCAAAUGUUCAUUGUCCCAUGGAAGAGUUCCACCAGGAUAGACCCGGGACACAAAUUCCCUAGAAUGCAGAAGGUGGUUGAGAUAGCGCCGGAACCGGCUCACACUGUGGUGGAGGAGAGCAGCCAGGAGGUUGAGGUGUACAUCAGUGCUGUGGUUGCCUACGCCCAGUUCCAACUGAGCACCGACAGGGUUCAGUUCAAGGAUACCUUCCCCUUCCAGAGGAGGACAGCCACUUUCAUGAUGCACAACACAGGGGAGGUAGCCCUGGAAUACUCCUGGGAGAAAGUUGAAGAGAGUGAACCAGUGAAGAAGCCAUUCUCAACCACUCUGAUGCGUCGGUUCCUCUGUGAUGAUACUGUAAAGCAUCGCAGAAAGCUGCUGCGUCUUUUCUGGUGGGAGCAAGACCAUCCUCCUGAGAAGCCUCCUAAAGUGCGGCAGCUGCAGCGGCCUGCCAAGCAGCAGCAGGAUUCCAAGCAGCAGCAGGAGCAGCCCGAGCAGCAGCAGGAGCGGCCUGAGCAGCAGCAGGAGCAGCCCAAGCAGCAGGACUGCUCCAAGAAGCUGCGCCGCUUGAAACAAAAGCACCUCUCUCCGCAGCGUGCCACUUCCUCCCUGGAAGUCUUCCCAGAUGUUAUCCACGACCUGUUCUCCAUCAACCCCUACCGUGGCACCAUUGCUCCUGGCCAGAAGCAGACCUUUCACCUGCAGUUCUCCCCAAAGCGCCCCGGGAAUUUUAAGACCACCCUGCUGUGCAGGAUUCCUAACCUGAAGCCAGCUCAGAAGAUGGGGCGGGUGAUUGUGAAAGGCAGAGCCUGGGAGGAGAAGACCAUGAACCAUUAGAGUAGAGGGAGAAAGGCCAGGGACCCAAGAAGGAGAUGCUCUGGAGACCACCACCUGAGGGACAGCGUUUGUGUCAGCUGGAGCAUCCAGCAGGAGCUGGCAACAUCGUGCUUUCUGCUGCUGAUGGUCCCUUCACUAGGGACCUCUGCAGUACCCUUCCAAGCUCCAGUGAAGACCUCUGUCUUACCUUUUAGUUACCUAAGUUAAUUAACUGUUUAUUAGAUUGAUAAGUAAUUGAUAAUUCUCAAUUAAUUGUUAAUAAAUAAUUGUUAAUAAAUUGUUAAUUGUCA
Messenger RNA from Haemorhous mexicanus (house finch), 8762 nucleotides. Its product is annotated as hydrocephalus-inducing protein homolog. The coding region runs from base 574 to 8472 and encodes 2632 amino acids. Gene Ontology annotation, biological process: cilium movement; axonemal central apparatus assembly. The record is from RefSeq and is a predicted model, not a curated record. NCBI's taxonomy places the organism in Eukaryota, Metazoa, Chordata, Aves, Passeriformes, Fringillidae. The transcript has 50 exons. Gene Ontology annotation, cellular component: axoneme.